CACCAAGCAGGGGAGGAAUUUCAGCGCUGAGUAGGCAGAGUCCUGGGCUUCCGUGCCCCUGGCAGGCCAGCCCCGCCAAGGUCAGCCGGCCUCCGCGAGCCCAGGAGCCGGCCGUGGGGCUGCCCGUGGACCUCUGGGGACCACUUCGCUCUGGGUUUACUCCUCCAGGAACAAGGCGCCGGCGUUCUCCGCGUUUCUGAUCUUGGGAGAUGGAGACUCAGAUUGGAGCAGUGACUUAUUCUAGGCCCCCCAGGUGGACGGGGCACGAGCCAGGACUCCGCCGGGCGUGCACGGCCUGACCCGGGGCUGCCCUGGGCUCACGCCCGGUGGGUUCCGCCUCCCGCUCUCCCCAGUUUAAAGGACGCUCCUCCCUUUCGCUCCCGCCGGCUCCCCGGGAAGGGGAGGAGUUUCCCCGGGCGCUGACACCGUCGUCACGGCAACGCGGCCAUACUGGCCAACGGACCCAGGAGCCCAGGGCUGCGCGGCCGCGGCCUCGCGGGCAGAGGCCGCAGCAUGGACGGCCUCUUCGUGGAGGAGGUGGCCGCCUCCCUGGUCAGGGAGUUUCUCAGCAGAAAGGGCUUAAAGAAGACGUGUGUGACCAUGGACCAGGAACGCCCACGUUCUGAUCUCAGCAUAAACAGCAGAAACGACCUCCGCAAGCUUUUGCACCUUGAAUUUCUCUACAAGGAAAAUAAGGCAAAGGAAAAUCCUUUAAAAACAAACCUUGAACUCAUUACCAGAUACUUUCUGGAUCACUUCGGAAACACUGCUAAGAGUUUUACUCAGGAAGCACCAAUUCCUGCACUCUCAAAUGCAAAGAAAAAUAACAAAUUACCAUUGAGGUGCUCAGAGACCACGCUGGUAAAUAUCUACGACCUUGCAGAUGAUGAGGCAGCAUGGAGAACAUCACUGUCAGAAGCGAGCAAAGCCAGACACGACAGUCUUGAUGGGGAUGUACUUGGUAACUUGGUAUCAUCCAGAAGGCCCCCGCACAAAAGUAAGCCUGCGCAGAUGGUGCCGGCUGAAAGUCUCCCUGUGGCCCCCACGUGGGAGAAGAUGGACAAGCUCCAGCCGGCAGAGCCUCCCCUGGACACAAGGAGGGUGGGCGAGAAGGUCAGGCCAAAGUGUGGCCUGAUUGUCCGAGGCAUGAUGGCUGGGCCCACCGCCAGCUCCCCGCAGGAUUCUCUCCGAAGGCGCUCCCUGAGGCGGCCCCCCGCCUUGAGUAGCAUGACCCUGCCCCACGAGGAGGAGGAGGAGAGCCGGAGAGCCCCGGAGCUCUCCACUCGCACCCCAGCCUGUCCGGCCCCACGGGAGGGCUUGGCUUCCAGCGCCAGGAGUCCCCUGGGCCAGCUCAGCGAGCCCACCUCAGAAAAGCACAGACCCACUCCGAGCAGCCCUCCUCACUUGCUGAGCCCAGGGCUGCUCCAGAGGGGGAGCGGCAGGUGGAGAGAGCUUUCGGAGGACAGCCCAGCCAUGGACAGCGGCCCAGAGACCAGCAGGACGCCCUCGAAGUUCUUGCCUGGUGGGAAUGCCCGGACUGCCCAGGAGAGGCUGGAAAGAGUAUUCAAAAGGCAGGGGAGCCCGUCCCUGCCCCUCAGGAGAAAUCAGUUGCCGGUGUCCAACAAGGCUGAUGGCGAGCUGGGUGUCCUGCAGCUCGAGGAUGUGGAGGAUGAAUCGAUAAGGGAGGAAGUCAUUCUCUCUCCAGUCCCAUCAAUGCUCAAGCUGCAAAUAGUGUCAAAGCCUAUUGACCUCUCGGUGGCAAAGGACAUAAAGACCCUUCUGUUCGGUUCCAGCUUUUGCUGCUUCAAUGAAGAAUGGAAACUUCAGAGUUUUUCGUUCAGUGACGCAGCCUCGUUGAAAUACGGCAUUGUGCAGAACAAGGGUGGUCCCUGUGGGGUUCUGGCAGCCGUCCAAGGCUGUGUCCUACAAAAACUCCUGUUUGAAGGCGAUAGCAGAGCUGACUGCGCUCGGCAGCUGCAGCCUUCAAACACCCACAGGACCCACUGCCUGGCCCUGGCCAUCGCGGAUAUCGUGUGGCGGGCUGGGGGCCACAGGAGAGCUGUGGUCACACUGGCUUCGGGAACACAGCAGUUCAGUCCAACGGGGAAAUACAAAGCAGAUGGAGUCUUAGAAACACUCGUGCUCUACACUUUGACCUGCUAUGAGGAGCUGGUGACUUUUCUUCAACAAAGUGUCCAUCAGUUUGAAGUGGGCCCCUACGGAUGCAUCCUGCUCACCCUGUCCGCCAUCCUGUCCCGGUCCACAGAGCUCGUCCGGCAGGACUUCGACGUCCCCACCAGCCACCUGAUUGGAGCCCACGGCUACUGCACACAGGAACUCGUCAAUCUGCUCCUGACGGGGAAAGCCUCGUCCAACACCUUCAACGACGUGGUGGAGCUGGACUCCGGGAACGGGGACGUCACGCUCCUCAAAGGCAUCGCCGCCCGCAGCGACGUCGGCUUCUUGUCCCUCUUCGAGCACUACAAUGUGUGCCAGCUUCCUAGGGCAAGUGCCAAAAAGCACCACAAACUGGGUGGCUUAAAACAACAGAAACUGAUCGUCCGACAGUUCUGGAGCACAGGUUGGUUCUCGCAGCCGAAGUCCAAAAUCAAGGUCGGCUGCUUCCUGAAGACCCCCAGGUUCCCCAUCUGGGUGGUGUGCAGUGAGAGCCACUUCAGCGUCCUCUUCAGCCUGCAGCCGGAGCUCCUGCGAGACUGGAGGACCGAGAGGCUCUUCGACCUGUACUACUACGACGGCCUGGCCAACCAGCAGGAGCAGAUCCGGCUGACCGUUGACACUACACAGACCGUCCCCGAGGACGGGGGCAGCGACCUCAUCCCGCCCCUCGAGCUCUGCAUCAGGACCAAGUGGAAGGGGGCGUCGGUGAACUGGAACGGCUCGGACCCCAUCCUGUGAGCCUUCCUGAGGGUGAACGCUGUGGCUCCGGUGCUCAUCAUAGGGGCGACAGCUGAGCCCCAGGCCUCAGGGACGAGUGUCUCAGAGGGGUGUCAUGCCCACCUGGACCAGCACUGCUGCCGAAGCGUCAGUACCCCCCUGUCCCUUCCAUGAAGGGCCCACCCAGGACUGCGAUGAGGGCCCAGGGUGCUGCUGGGUGGCUCCCUCCCAGCUGAGCUGUGACUACCACGGACAGGAAGGGUGCCAGCUGCUGGGGCCUCUGCUGCCUUUGUCUGUAUCCCUCCCUUACUCCCUGCUCGGCCAUCCCCUUGCCAAGCCUCUGACGUGGUCCGCCCGGAGCCCCUAGGCACGCGUUAAUUCUGGUAGCUGGCUUUCUAUAAAGCAAGAGUGAAACCCAU
Messenger RNA from Pteropus alecto (black flying fox), 3314 nucleotides. RefSeq names its product MINDY lysine 48 deubiquitinase 4 (gene MINDY4). Gene Ontology annotation, molecular function: cysteine-type deubiquitinase activity; K48-linked deubiquitinase activity. Lineage: Eukaryota; Metazoa; Chordata; Mammalia; Chiroptera; Pteropodidae. The transcript has 19 exons. Bases 514 to 2916 code for a protein of 800 amino acids. The record is from RefSeq and is a predicted model, not a curated record. Gene Ontology annotation, biological process: protein K48-linked deubiquitination.